This is a messenger RNA of Bactrocera tryoni, 5024 nucleotides long. RefSeq lists its product as uncharacterized. Gene Ontology annotation, biological process: chloride transmembrane transport. The transcript is spliced from 19 exons. Gene Ontology annotation, cellular component: plasma membrane. The coding region runs from base 430 to 4413 and encodes 1327 amino acids. Gene Ontology annotation, molecular function: chloride channel activity. NCBI's taxonomy places the organism in Eukaryota, Metazoa, Arthropoda, Insecta, Diptera, Tephritidae. The record is from RefSeq and is a predicted model, not a curated record.
UUUGUUAGAUGGUGGUGACUUGCUGCCGGGAACAUUAUAUCAUAACAAAAAAUAUGUAAAUUGUUAUAAAGUGCUAAAUUAAUACUUCAAUUUUAAUAGCAGUAAAGAAUGAUGUAAAAGUAAUCGCAAGAAUUGGCUGCCAUUCAGUAUACGGUUUCUAAAUACUAACAAUCAAAAUAAACUUAAUGUUAUUUAUGUAGAUCAUUGUUCGUAGUGUGAUUGAUGUGAAGUUUGUUUAAUAAUUAGACUUCAGCUAUUGACAAACAUGUACAUACAUAUUAUUUCGUACGCCAAAAAAUAUUCUACAUAAAUAUGUGUACUGAAACAUACAAGUGAAGCAACGUAAAUCUAAACCAAAGCUAACUACAUUAUCCAAUUGAUAGUGUUUAUUUUCAAUUAUUUGUUUGUUGUGCACUUAUAUUCGCGGCUAUGAACAAGAGUUUUGAAAACCUUUUACAAAGUGGCGGCGGCGACAUGUCCUCCGAACGCCAAUCGUCGGAAGAUGUGCACGAAUCGACAGCUGAGGAUGCAGGCUUGGAUGCGGGUGAUGAUUUUACCGAUGACACUAACUUCGAAUCGAAUCUGCGUAGACGCAAGGGCAAAAUUAUAUCUUGUGCCAAGGAAACGAUCGAAAAUGCGUCCCGUCAAUUACGUCGAAAAGUUCCAUAUGCUGGGCAUUUAAUGACGCCGCGUCGCCUUUGGUUGAAUAAAAUACCGACACAAUGUGAUGUUGUCAUCGAGUUUCCAGAAGAUGCGCCUGACGAGGCUCUUCGUUGGCUUCUCUCACGAUUGCGUUCUCAACCACCAUCGGGGCUUGGAUUGGUUGUACAAGUGAAGGCUCACGAGAGUACACGUCGGAAUGCUUUCUACAUUAGUGCACCAACGAAUGUACUAUUUAAAGCCGCCGAAGAAGCACGAUUACCGAAACGCUUACGUCCAGACCUAGGUGGUGCCUUACGUGAAUUCACAACACGUGAAAGUCAUUGUUUUCAGCAACUGCGGACCGAAGAUGGAAGCAGUGCACUUUUCACCUCACAAGAACGGCAAUGGCUGGUGCUGCAGGUACUGCAAGGCCUCCGUGCCAGCCAGGCGGAUAUCGAAGCCCUACAGGGCCGCGCAGCCGUAGCCGAAGGGCAAAGCAUUGUUGCAGCCUGGCAAGAAACUGGUCUAAUUGUGCAGGUUUUUCCGUUACAUGAAACCCGCUCUCUGGCGCUGCUACAAAACAGUUGGGUAAAACAGAUUUUCGCCCCUCAACCACUUGAUGAUAUAGCUGAAUAUUUUGGUGUGAAAGUAGCACUUUACUUUGCGUGGCUGGGCCAUUACACCUGCGCUUUAGGCGUGCCAGCUGUCUUUGGCAUGAUAUUGUAUGCAGCUCUCUGGGGAAAAGGACAAACAGCGCAAGAUAUGGGACACGUUCUAUUUUCACUCUUUAACGUAGCGUGGGCUUCAUUAUAUUUAGAGGCGUGGAAGCGGUAUUCUGUUGAACUCGCCUUUCGUUGGGGGACCUUAUCGACACCCCCUGAACUACUUGAACCGCCUAGACCACUCUAUAAGGGUAUUUUAGUAGAAAAUAAUGUAACUGGUCGACUUGAACCAAGAGAAGCACCAGCGUGGAAGCGUCGCGUUUUUCGAUAUCUAGUCAGUUUUCCAGUGAUCGGAAUGUGCCUCGCGCUUGUUUUUGUUGUAAUGUUUCUGAUGCUACGAUUCCAGGAUUGGCUGGAUCAUAAUAACAUACCUGAUAGUGGAAUUGCUCAAUGCAUGUAUAAUUUGCACAAGGAUUGGUGGGACUCUAAAUUGCCGGAAGAAAGCAUUCUAUGCUGUUUCAGUGUAAUACCAAAGGUCUUAUUAGCUGGGGCAAUAACAUUAAUGGAUGAGGCUUAUUAUAAAUUGGCUGUCUGGCUUAAUGAUCACGAAAACUAUCGUCUUCAAUCGAAAUACGAAAACCAUCUUAUUGCAAAAGUGGCUCUUUUUCAGUUCGUCAACUCAUUUUUGUCCUUAUUCUAUAUUGCUUUCUAUCUUCGAGAUGAGGAUAAGCUGAAGGAGCAAUUGGCCGGAUUGUUAAUUUCACGACAAAUAAUUGGCAACCUUCGAGAGUCAGCAAUACCUUACUUCAUUGAACAAUGGAAACUAGCUAAAUUAAGCUUUAAUAUGUGGGGUGCGCUUAGCCCAACACAGGAUAUCAACCGAACCAUAAUGGAUUCAGGUGUUUCAACGACCACAUCGACAGCAUCCACUACCACUGGAAAAAUGAAAGUGGAAACACCACAACAAACACCUACGAAACAUGACUCCAAUAACCCAUUGGUAAGGACUACAGCUUCAGCAUGUAAACGGAAUAUCGGACAAGCAGAGAUCGAAAGUACCCUUUACAAGUACGAUGGGACAUUUUCCGAUCAUUUAGAGAUGCUGGUGCAGAUGGGUUAUGUAGUACUUUUCUCUGCUGCUUUUCCAUUGGCCGGUAUAUGUGCGCUCGUCAAUAACUUGAUGGAGAUACGUUCGGAUGCCUUCAAAUUGGCCCACGUUCACCAAAGGCCAUUCGGUCAGCGUGUGGCUAAUAUUGGUACCUGGCAAAAUGCGUUUAGUAUUUUGUCGUUGGCUGCAGUCAUUGUCAACUGUGCGUUGAUUGGCUUAUCCGGACAAGUUUCACGUUUAUGGCCUGGACUAACAACUGCUCAAACAAUAAUUUUGAUUGUUACCUUAGAGCACAUUAUGUUAGGAUUGCGUUCUGCGCUCACAUGGUUGCUACCUGAAUUGCCGUCGUGGUUGGCAGCGGAAAUCGCACGUGCCGAACAUUGUCGCAGAGAGAUGCAAUGUAAGGGAACUUCACCACGACCCACACCACCGACACCUCCAUCGACUACUUCCACACAGCCAGACCAGGAUGCCUUAAUUUUAGAAGGCACAACCACUAAUGAUCAAUCAAUGGAGAGUCAAGUCGCUGAGGAUAUUUUAUACCAAGAGCAAUUGCGGCAAAGCUCAAACUAUCCGCAAAUGGAUGAAAUAGUCAAUUUCGGCCUACAACGCAAUAUUGAAGCAGAUGUGAAUAUAUUUGAGAAUCGUGAUUCUUCGCCAGACUCACCCCCUUCACAAACUAGUACUAUAUUGAUAAGACCUUUACAUGAAUCAACACCACCAAACAGUGGUUCAUCUGUGACGAGCUUAAUUCAGGAGACUGGGCACGGACACGGCAGCGCAUGUAAAAGUUGUAAGCUGAAAAUGAAAAAAACGGAAAUACCCCCAUUUCAUGGAUAUUCAAUUCGUAAUUUAAGCUCAAUUCAAGCUAAUCAAAGAUUGCACGCUUUUUCAGGAGUUUCUUUAAGCAGUGCAAGCACUCUGGCAUUAAAUACUAUCCGUCAGCCUAUACAUAUACCAGAAAUACCGCCUUUCCGGAAAAAAUCAAGUGACUCAGCUGAUCAAACUGGUAGCAGUGCGAGCAGUAGUCCGCAGCGCUCCAGACAUCCGCUUAUUUCGACACCUCCACCCAUGUUACAGCAUCAACCCACAAAAAUACCGGAGAUACCACCUUAUAAACAGCGCAAAAUCUCGGCAGAAAGUGCCACACAUAUAAAUAUGAGUGAUAAGCUUAUGCUUAAGGCACACGCACCCGAGUGGAUGUCCCGCUUGAAAGUCAGCGAUAAUAUAAACUUGCAUAGGAGUAUUGAUUGUAUUGCCAAGGAGUUACAAAGUAAUACAGACACAACGGAUAUCUUAAAGCCAGCACCAUCCUGGAGUAAUGUAGCCAUAAAAUCGCCAACCCAACAGCAAGUAGCUGCCUCCUCAUCAUCUUCAUCGGCUGGUGGUGGCAGUUCUGGCAGUGCUGGCGGCAUCGGGACAGCCGUUAACAUUUUUGGGCGAACAGUAGACGGUGGGCGGCCUAGUGUUGGUGGCAUCUCAACUACGUCGACGUCAUCGAUGCAACUUAAAAAACUUACUGACAAUGUCAAAAAUCCAACAACAGCAGAGAUAGUCGCAGGGAAAGGGAGCACAGGCAGCACAACACAAAGCGGCAGCACAGACGAGGAAGCUAAAGCAGCGGAGAUUGCAGCAAAAAAAUCACGCUUAAAGCAAAAGCUUGUAAAAAGCGCACGAUCUGUUGGUAUAUUUUCGCUGAAAUUGAAAGAGCGGCGACAACGUGAAGCCGAGAAGGCGGCAACUAUAGCCAUUGAACAUGCUAAGGCUCUGGCUAAAUUGCCUCCCAUACCGCAACCAGGCGGCGAACUAUCUCUCAUACCUAUUGAACAGCUAAUACAAAUCGAAGAUAUAAAACCAACACCAAAAGCACAACCCACCACAACAACAGUAACAGCAGCGACAAGUUUGUCCACUGCUGUGACUUCACCACAAGUAAUGACACCCUCAUCGAGCGCACUGGCGGCGGCGAUGCAGCAAUUUCAAAGUUCGGGAAACUACUGAAUAAGAACACAGGGAUACGAUCUCAAUCCUACAUACAUACAUACAUACAAGUAAAUAUAAGAUGCACACGGAACAUUUUGUCAUGUACUUACAUACAACUGUAAAUAUCUAAGAAUACGAAUACAAACAAAUUCAUAAAAAUACAUGCAUAUUACAUUUAUAUAAAAGUAUAUUAAAAUCUGCAAAAAUGGCAAAUCACUAUACACACACUAUACAAAAGAAAUACAUAUUUCCAAAAUAUGCGCAAGAUGCUAAACUUUCGUAAAAUGUAGUGUAUAAUACCCAUACGUAUGCACUAUAUAUUUAAAAAAAUCAUGUAACUACCAUUUAUGCAUAUGGGUACAUAGGUAGUUGAUAUCGAAAAAAGCAAAAUUAGUUUGAAUGUGAUAACUAAAAAACUCAUUCUCGUACACAUAUAAACUUCAAAUUCAUAGGAUAACUUCGCGAUUUCAAAGAAUUUGUUUUAUUCAAUUUAUGAUGUUUAAAAAAUGGUGUUUUCAUAAUUCACGCAUCCUCUUCUUAUAGCCCUGACAUACGAGCAAAAUUAAUGCGACUUAAGCAACGCUAAUGCGCAUUGCAAUUUUAUGGUGACAGACGGCAGACUUGUGCAU